GUUAUUUCUAUGCAACGUCACUGCAUAUAAGUCGAAUAAUCAUUUUAUCUACCACAUUUGAAAUCUGCUACUUUCAAAGUUGUUAAUUAAAAAUUUGUCCAGAUCAAUCAUUCAUCAAGUAUAACAACGCUGAUUUUAUCAACACGUUUUACCUUGUUUGUUCACUGGAUGUUUGUUUGCGUCGAAUGCUCAAGUAUUUCUAGAUCAAAACAAAAUUUGUGAGUGCGUGUUGCCGAUUUUCCAAAAUGGUUUCUGCAACUAGACUAUUUAGCUGUUAUGACUAAACUUUUGUUAUUACAGCUAAAUAGGACUUAUACUAUAAACUUUUGAUCAUGAGCAUUGUAUAUUUUUUUUUCUCCCGCUUGCUUUGUAUUAUAGCAUUAUGGCAUCAAUUAUUGGAAGUUUUUUUUGUAGCAGCAGAUAUGAACAUGUUGAACAAUUUAACUAAGGAAAUUAAUUUCUCAUUUAAUGACGAUGUAAAGUAUUAUCAAAGUUAUUCAGAGCUUACAAAACUUCUGCAGUAUUAUAAUAACAAGUUUCCAUUAAUAGCUAGAUUAAAGUCAAUUGGAAAAUCAGUUGAAGGGCGAGAGAUUUGGUAUAUGCAAAUAACCGAUCAUCCAGAUUUUAUUGAGAAUGGGGAGCCGAUGUUUAAAUAUGUAGGAAACAUGCAUGGUAAUGAAGCUAUUAGCAGACAAGUUUUAAUAUAUUUAAUACAAUAUUUAUGUGAAAACUAUGGUAUUGAUCAGAGGGUUACAAGAUUGGUAAAUACUACAAAUAUUUUUAUUUUACCAUCAUUAAAUCCGGACGGAUUUGAGUAUGCUAAAGAAGGAGAUUGUGAUAAUUAUAACUCUGAUGUUUUAUUUGCUGGAGGAAGAAAUAAUGCUCACGACAAGGAUUUAAAUCGGAAUUUCCCAGAUCAAUUUAUUAACUGGAACAGUUAUAAUAUUAAGCUUCAAGCUGAACCAGAGACCAAAGCAAUUAUGCAGUGGAUUUACAGAAUGCCUUUUGUUCUUUCAGCCAAUUUGCACGGUGGAAGCAUUGUUGCUAGUUUUCCUUUUGACAGUAAUAUUGCAAUGCAAAACAAAAUUUACAGUAAAUCUCCAGAUGAUGAUUUUUUUAGACAUCUUGCUUUAACAUACGCUCAAAAUCAUCCUAUUAUGAAAACAGGUAAACCUAAUUGCCCUUCAGAUCCCACAGAAACAUUUAAGGAUGGUAUAACUAAUGGUGCAGAAUGGUAUAAUGUUGCUGGUGGCAUGCAAGAUUUUAAUUACCUUAUUAGUAACUGUUUUGAAAUCACAUUGGAACUUUCAUGCUGUAAAUACCCAUUAGCUGGUCAAUCUGGAAAGGAACUUGAAAAAGAGUGGAUAAAUAAUAAAGAGUCAUUACUAAAGUACAUUGAACAAGUUCAUAGAGGCAUUAAAGGUAUUAUUUUAGAUGAAUUUGGUAAACCAAUUGUUAAAGCAAUCAUAUCUGUAGAAAACAUUAAUCAUAAUGUAAAAUCUAUAAGUAAUGGAAACUAUUGGCGAUUACUUGUUCCUGGUGUUUACACAGUAACAGUAGCAGCAAAAGGAUUCCAUAAUCUUACCAAAGAAAAUAUUCAUGUUUUAGAUGGUCAACCUACUGUGGUAAAUUUUGUUUUAAAAAAACAAGAAAAAAUUACUACUAGUCGUCCUAUAAGAGAAACAAUGGAAUCAGAUUAUACUAAUCCACUUACAACCAAUUUAUUAAUGGAAACAAAUCCUAAUACAGAGCAGCAUAAUUUGAAGAUAAGUUCUAGCUACUUAACUGAACCUAAUACUUUAGGUAUUAUUUCUCAUUUUUCCCAAUCCCAAACUGCUUUUGAUAGUAUAAAAGAAAAACUUAUUCCUUUAACAACUGAUAAAAUUAAAGCAAUAUUUUUAAAGUCUAAAGAUAUAUUACAUAUAAAUCAUCAUAAUUACUUAAAAUUAACCCAAUUUUUACAAAAUUUAAAAAAAAAGUAUAACUCAAUUGUUGCUCUCUACAGUAUUGGCAAAAGUGUCCAGGGGAGAGAGCUAUGGGUUAUGGAGUUAUCUAAUAAACCUGGUAUUCAUACUCCUGGACGUCCUGAAUUUAAAUAUGUAGCCAAUAUGCAUGGAAAUGAAGUUGUGGGGAGAGAAUGUACACUACUACUUCUUCAAUUUUUAUGUGAAAAUUAUAAAACAUCGCUUGAGAUUCAAAGUAUUGUUAAUAAUUCACGUAUUCAUUUUAUGCCUUCAAUGAAUCCUGAUGGUUAUGAAAAUUCACAUGAAGGCGAUCGCCAAGAGUUGCGUGGUAGAAAUAAUGCAAAUGAUGUGGAUUUAAACCGAGACUUUCCUGAUCAGUUUGAUAAAGAAAACAUUUCUUACUCAUUUCAACCUGAAACACAAGCAAUGAUGAAAUGGAUUAGUAAUAGUUCAUUUGUUCUUUCAGUAAAUCUUCAUGGAGGAGCUUUAGUAGCAAAUUAUCCAUUUGAUGACUCUCCAACCGGGGAAGACAAGUACACAGCUUCACCUGAUGAUACUCUGUUUAGAUAUUUAGCAACAACAUAUGCCAAUGCUCAUCCAAUGAUGCACUUUGGAAAUGGUUGUCCUGAAGAUCCUCAAGAAACCUUUAAUAAUGGUAUUACCAAUGGAGCUGAAUGGUAUAGUGUAAAAGGAGGAAUGCAAGAUUACAACUAUUUACAUUCCAAUGAUUUUGAGAUUACGAUUGAAAUGGGUUGUUACAAAUUUCCACCUCAUGAUAGACUAAAGCCUUACUGGGAUGGACAUAAAGUUCCACUUUUAAGAAUAGCUAUGGAGAUGUUUAAAGGUGUUAAAGGUUUCAUAAAGACAAUAUCUGGUUUCCCAAUUGCAAAUGCUUCAAUAUCUGUUUCUGGAAUUAAACACAAUGUUUAUUCAUUAAAAGAUGGUGACUAUUUUAGAUUGCUGAUGCCAGGAAAUUAUAUAGUUACAGUUAGUGCUAAAGGCUUUCAUAUUGUUGCCAAACCAGUUACUGUUAAUGAUGGCUUAGCUAUUGAACUUAAUUUUACUUUAACUACACUGAGCAAAGUAAAUAAAGUAACAGUAAAAACAACUGAAAUAAAACAACCUAACAUAAACAAAACAGAUUCUAUAUUAGUUAAUAAAAUAUCUAAUAAUGUAAAUUUUAACAUAAUGGCAAAUAAAAUGGCAGGCUCUUUGAUAUAUUUCAAUAAAGUUGUAAAUUCUACUCAAUCUACUUUUGGAACUAAAAUUGUUAAUGGCUUCCAGUAUCAUGACUACAAUAACAUGUUAAAGUAUUUGAUGGAUCAUGAGAAGAUGUUUCCUGAGAUUUUGAAGCUAGAAAAAGUAGGAACAUCACCUAUUUCAUACAGAAGCAUUUGGUCAAUGCAAGUAACAAAUAAGCCAAAUGAAACAAAUCUAGAAAAAGCAAGUAUUGCAUUGAUUGCUGGUUUGCAUGUUUAUGAUGGAAUAGGAAGAGAAAUUCUUUUAAUGCAUUUGCAUACAAUUGCAAAACAAUAUAAAGAAAAAAAUGAAAAAGUUAUAAACCUACUGAAUAAUAUUCGUUUAUAUAUUGUUUUUAUGGUUAUGGUAGAUGGAAUGGAUAAAUCUGUUGUGGGAGAUUGUGAUGGCUCAAAAUUUCCAAGUUCUCAAGAUAUUCAACAUAUUUACAACAAAUUUUCAGAAAAUAUUGAGGAUGUCAAUGACAACUGGCAAGUAAAAGUUCUUAAAGAAUGGUUUAAAGAAAAUAAUUUUUUGUUUUCUGCGAUCAUUGAAGGAGGAGAUACAACAAUUAGCUAUCAACCUGAUUCUACCAACAAAGCAUUUUUAAAGCAGUAUGAUGAAGUUGUCUUUCAAGAUUUGAUAUCAAGUUUUAUUACAAAACCUAUUCAAUUACAUGCAGAGUGUAAUGUAACUGAAAAUGUUAAAGAGAAUAGAAAAAUUAUGGUGAAUACAAUGCCACAUUUCUUCUAUACCACAUUCAAAAGUCCACAAAUUAGUGUGGGUUUAUCUUGUUGCCGUAAUCCAACACCUGAAAAAGUUGUAGAAAUUUGGAAAGAAAAUAGAGAAGCUAUAUUUAAAUUUACUGAAUUAGCACUGACUAGAGUUUAUGGGAAAAUUACUAAUCAAGAUGGUCAACCUCUUACAAAUGCUGAAAUUGCAAUUGAAGGGUUAAAGUCUGCUCCAUUUGUUUCUAAGUUUGGAUUUUACCACAAGUUUCUUUCUCCUGGGAAGUAUACUAUAUCUGUUAAAUCUGAAUCAUUAGGAUCAUCAAUAAACAAUUUUUCUUUAGAAACUAAAAAAUCAGUACGCAAAGAUUUUAUUUUAAAAAGUAAAGGAGAAAUUAGUAAUAUGAAGUAUAAUGGUGUAUUAAGUAGGUUAAACUCAAUUGCUAAACAGUACCCCGGUAUUACAAAACUUUAUGACAUUGGAUUUUCAGUGCAAGGACGAAAGUUAUUGGUUAUGGAGUUAAGUGAUAAUCCAGGUUUGCAUGAAUCCGGAGAGCCAGAGGUGAAAUAUAUUGCAGGCCUUCAUGGAAAUGAAUUUAUUGGUAGUGAGCUUCUGAUGAUGCUUAUCGAGCAUUUAGUUAAAAGGUAUGGUGUUGAUCAUUCUGUAACAUCAUUGCUUAAUCGUACACGGAUUCACAUUCUUCCUCUAGCAAAUCCUGAUGGUGCUGAGAUUGCUGUGGAAAAUAGUUGCACAUCUGAAAAAGGAAAAAAUAACGCAAACAAUGUUGACUUAGCUAGAGAUUUUUCUAGUUCUAAUAAAAAGUUUCAGCCUGAAACAAAAGCUAUUAUGAAUUGGCUAAACAAGGUUCCUUUUGUUUUAUCUUCUACUUUGCAUGGGGGAUCGUUGGUUGUUAGUUAUCCUUAUUCUAAACAAGGCUAUGAUACUAAUUCUAAUCCUACACAAGAUGAUGAUGUGUUUAAAUUUCUUUCCAAAGGCUAUUCUCAAGAACAUUCUACAAUGAUGCAUGGACAACCCUUUUGCCCUGGUCCUGAUGUUAAUGAGCAGUUUGAUGAUGGUAUAAUAAAUAUGGCAGAGUGGAGUGGGCAUAGUCAUCCAAUGUUGGAUUAUAGUUACAAAAAUGGUAAAGGUUUUGAGCUUGCAAUUUAUGCUGGCUGUUGUAAAGCACCAUCACAAGCUGCGCUAGAAGGCUUAUGGAAUAGUCAUAGGAAAUCUUUACUCAAAUUAAUUGCUAUGGCACACACUGGUAUAAAAGGCUUUGUUUAUGAUAGUAUUUCAAAUAAGGGUAUACCAGGGGUAAAAAUUAAAGUAGAUGGGAGAGAAUACAACACCUCGACUUCAGAAUUUGGAGAUUUUUGGCGUAUUCUUGUUCCUGGUACAUAUAAGCUUAUUGCUACAGCAGACGGUUAUGAAACUAAAGUUAUAAAUGUAGAAUUAAACUCAAAACAUCUUGCUGUAGUAAACCUGGCUCUUGAAAAGGCAGGAUCCAGUUCUUACAAAAUGCGUCUUACCUCAGUCGUGUUUGUAGCUCUCACAAGUUCUUGUAUAUUUGUUUUCUUAUUACUUGUGUUUAUUACUGUUCGAAUUUAUCAAACAAAAAUAAAAAAUGAGAAAGGAGGAUUUAAACCACUUCGGGAUCAUUUAGAUCAUAAUUAUCUUCAGGAUGUUCGUCCAACCAAAAAUAACCUAUUUGUAGAGGAUUCAGAAAUAUCAGAUUUUGAUGCAGAAGAAGAGGAAAUUAUAUUUACUGACGACGAUGAAUUAAAAAAUGGCCGUGUGAAAUCUUAACUGCCAAAUUAUAUUUAUGUUUUUUCAUCUUUUUUACUUAUUGACUAAGCUAUUUUUGAAAGUUUUAUGCGUUGUUUAAAUAACUUCAUUUUCAAAAAAUUAUUUUAGAAUUUUCAUUGAAAACAUUUUAAAAAGCAAUAUUUCCUAUAAGAUUUUUAAUCUAUUUUUCUAUUUUAUAUUGUUCAUAAUUUUAAAUAUAAAAUGUAAUCAACUUUAUUUGUUGAUAGUGACGGGAUUUAAUUAUAAAUUUUCUAAUUAUGUGAAAUUUUUCAGUCCUUUAUUCACUUUAGUUUGCUGUAUUGUUUUGUAACAACCGGUUUACAUAAAUUAAUUUUUUUAUGACCUUUUUGCGCAACCGGUGCGAAAUAACGGAAACCGCUUUUAAUAUUUAUUUUACGCUUCUCGUUAUAUUUGAGAAAACAUAUUAGUUAUUUAAGUACACUAUCGAAUUUUUGUAUAUAUAUAUAUGUAUAUUAUCAAGUGAAUGGAACUUUUUUUGUGGAGUAAAAAGUAGAACCUUGUAAAAAUAUAUUUAUUUUUCAGAAUGAAAAUAAUAGUAAUUAUUAA
Messenger RNA from Hydra vulgaris (swiftwater hydra), 6302 nucleotides. RefSeq names its product carboxypeptidase D. Gene Ontology annotation, biological process: peptide metabolic process; protein processing. NCBI's taxonomy places the organism in Eukaryota, Metazoa, Cnidaria, Hydrozoa, Anthoathecata, Hydridae. The record is from RefSeq and is a predicted model, not a curated record. Gene Ontology annotation, molecular function: zinc ion binding; metallocarboxypeptidase activity.